Messenger RNA from Temnothorax curvispinosus, 2775 nucleotides. Its product is annotated as probable serine/threonine-protein kinase mps1. The record is from RefSeq and is a predicted model, not a curated record. The coding region runs from base 452 to 2503 and encodes 683 amino acids. The transcript is spliced from 6 exons. Gene Ontology annotation, molecular function: RNA binding. Lineage: Eukaryota; Metazoa; Arthropoda; Insecta; Hymenoptera; Formicidae.
UUCAAUCUAUUCGACGCAUAUCCGCCCGCGUCGUCACGUGUGCGCGGAUCGAUGGCUUGAAAAACAAAGAGAGAGAGAGAGAGAGAGGAGAGAAAGAGUAAAAACUCCGGGAAAACGUGUCUCCGGUGUCUUAUUCUCAUGGACGCGAAUGCGCUCGUGUUUUCGCGUGUACAAUGAUUUGCAUAACAUGUAAUUUCCCGUUGUGAAGUCAAGGUCGGGUCAGGGUCGUCCCGUUUACUUCGCAUUUUGUAUCUUAAAAAAUUUGUAAGAUUUUGCGCGCGCGCGCGCGGCGCGCAGAAGGGUUGGCAUUCCUGGCGUCGUGGAGCGUCAUCCGAGUGAUUACGCUUGUCACUUCGGUCACUCGUGUGUUCGCUCUACGAUGUGUUUACAUUUGUAACGCACGAGACGCUGCUAUGUUGUGAGGAGGGAGAAGCGUCGAUUCCUCGGCAGGAUGAAGCGCACGGUGUCCGAGGAGAACAGCGAGAGCAAACGGACUUUCGUCAAGCAUGAGUCCAUCAACUUCGGAUACGAUGCGGCAGCCUCGUACGCCAAUUACUCGCAGUCGUCCACACCUUCCACCAUCGCUCAGCCCUUACCCGGGCAGCCACCCUUGCCUCCCAUGCCUCCGCCGCCCAGCGGAGUCCCACCUCCGCCACACGUAUUCGGACCAGUGCCUUCCCAAGUAACUCCCAUUCAAGCGUGGGCGCAUCCACCGUGGCAGUGGAUAGCGUCGCAGCCGUCUCUGCCACCUCCAACUCCGCGCGAGAUUACCAAUACAAUUCAGAGAGAGAUGCCGCUAAGGGGUAACUACGUACGUCACGAGAGGUUCGCUCACAACAGAAGCAACAUGUAUGUCCAGAGAAAUAAUUUUCAUCGUAGAAACAAAAGGCCCAUGCGUUUCGGGCAGUCGCAGGGCCAGUUCGAUCAGAAUACGUACUUUGGGGCGGCGUUGACGGGUAGUCUCGGGUUGGAGUGGCAAAGAAAUAAUUAUACCGCGGCGGCGAACGACGGUAUAAUAAACCACAUGACUGUUCCUCUUUCUUCCCAUUCCGUACCUUCCAUUCCGUCGGGAAUCGUGAGCAAUAGGCAUGGCGAGGAAACGGAAGAUCAGGAUGUGAAAAUUGAAAAGGUAGUAAAGAAGAACAAACAGAGGAAGCCGAUGUCGCAGAGCUAUCCUAGUAAGCCGUGGAAUAGGGAGGAUGCGGAGAGAGCUCUGAUGACCGAAAACGAAUACAAUAUGAAGAACAAAGUUAAUGCGCAGAGCUUAAUAAUUAAGUUUCCCGAUCCGGAUCUAAACAAGGACAUUGUUAGACUGUUUCACCCCGGUAUACGGAAUAUACACUUUCAAAAUCCGAGCGGUCCGAGAUACUGCUUCAUUCAGAUGGCGAAGAGCGUGAAUAUUGACGAAGCUAUAAAAGAGCUGGAGAAGGUUAAAUUUGGUACGGGAUACCUGAAAGUCGAGAAGAAAGCGGUGAGAAACGAGGAUGUCCGAAACGCGAAGCCCGAGGACAUAAAUCCUUACAAUUUGUACAUAGGAAAUUUGCCUACAUUUGUUAAGGCAAACGAGAUAAAAAGCAAAUUUCCAAAGGCACGAGUGGACGUAUCGAGAGCACGGAAGUUAAAGAACACGCAAUUUGCUUUUAUGAGAUAUAAUAGUGUGGAUGACGCGAUAGCGGAUUACAAAAAGGCGUACGGUUUAAUGUGGGACACGAGGAGUAUCAUUGUUAAAUUUAGACGAAAGGAAGGUAACGCUUAUCUUCCCGAGAUAGUUAAGCCUGACGUUAAAAAAGUUAAAGACGAACCAAGUAACGUUGCACAACUGGUGAAGGAACAGAAUUCGAAUCACGUUGAAUUUAAGCCUAAUGUUAACGAGUCGAAGGAAGAGGAUAACGCUGGUCAAACGAAGGAGAAUAAAGCCAACCACGCGGAUAAAUCGUCAACGAGUCAGGUUGUGGAGAGCGUGGAAAUGCGAUUACAAGAUAAUUCCGGUAAAGCGCAAAAUAAAUUGGCGUCGCAAGUUCAGGAAAAUGCGAACUCUCAUUCCUCUUUGUUGCCAACCUCAAUCACGUCAGACAAGACAAUGCAAGAGCAACAACGAGAACCCUGGAUGUCACAGUCUUCUCAAGUACCUUCAACAUCGGAAAAUCCAUCAUCGUGUCCGCAGGCUGAUGUCGAGGAAAUGGUGAUGCUCACGCAAAUCAAAACGGAGCCUAUAGAUUACGAUGACGAGGAUGAAGAUGAUGAUGAUGACGACGAUGAUGACGAUGACGAUGACGAUGACGACGAUGUUGAGGAGCCGGACGAUACUGACGACGACGAGGAUAAUAACGAGGAAGAUUUCGAAGAGGACGAUGAAGAUGAAGUUGAUAAUGGACAUAUAGCGUUUGCGGCGAGACCGUCGAAAGCAGUACAAGAUAAAGAAGAACCAACGGAUCACCUUGACCAGAUGUUCAGCGAUUUGGAGAAUAUGACGAGCGAUAUUGGUUUCUUGAAAAACGCUUGAAUUUUACUAUUUGGACACGCACCAUCACACUCGAAUCCGAGGUUCUUUUCAUGAAAUGUAAUUUCACAUAUAAUGUGUAUAAAUCAGUAACUGCGUAAUAUAUACGAAUAAGACUGCAUGUGUUUAAAUACAGUAGCGUAAGCGAUUUUAAAGCCGUAUUUAAGCGUUUUGUAAUUUUUUUUUUUUCAAAGAAUUUCAAACACCAUGCUUGAGUGCAUGAUUAUGUAAGUUCUAUUGUAUCAUUAAAGUUAUUAUUUUAUGUAUCCAUCGUG